Messenger RNA from Gastrolobium bilobum, 1296 nucleotides. RefSeq names its product probable enoyl-CoA hydratase 2, mitochondrial. Gene Ontology annotation, molecular function: enoyl-CoA hydratase activity. The record is from RefSeq and is a predicted model, not a curated record. Gene Ontology annotation, cellular component: mitochondrion. Lineage: Eukaryota; Viridiplantae; Streptophyta; Magnoliopsida; Fabales; Fabaceae. Gene Ontology annotation, biological process: fatty acid beta-oxidation. The transcript has 9 exons. Bases 92 to 1036 code for a protein of 314 amino acids.
UUGAAAUUGAAAAGAAGAAAGUCUCUUCUUGUAAGAAGGAUAAGAGAAGUGAACUUCAACUCAAUCUCAAAAUAAAAAAAUAAAAUAAAAAAUGUGCGCUUUGAGAGUGUUGGGUAGGUCUCUGAGGAGCAGCUCUUACGCGAAAAGUUGCAAAUCGAAUCUCAACUUCAUCACAGUGUAUCGGCACCAGAGGCGAAGGAAUCUUAUUCUGGAAUCUUCCGCUUCUGAAUUCGUCAAGCUUCACAAACUCACUGGCGAAGAUUCCGGUAUUUUGGAGGUUAGGUUGGACAAGCCUGGAGCUAAAAAUGCUAUAGGGAAAGAUAUGCUACGAGGCUUAAGUCAUGUGUUUGAGUUGAUUAAUCAGAACUCUUAUGCUAAUGUUGUUAUGAUCUGCAGUUCAGUUCCCGGUGUAUUUUGUGCUGGUGCUGAUUUAAAGGAGCGCAGGACCAUGAAUCAAUUCGAGGUUAAGGAUUUUGUGAAUUCUCUUCGCUCCACAUUCUCAGUUCUUGAGGCAGUUUGUAUACCAACUAUUGCGGUUAUUGAAGGAGUAGCUCUUGGUGGUGGACUUGAGAUGGCUCUGGCAUGUGAUAUUCGAAUAUGUGGGGAAAAUGCUCUGAUGGGUUUGCCAGAGACAGGACUCGCUAUAAUUCCUGGGGCAGGUGGAACACAGCGAUUACCUAGAUUGGUUGGAAAAGCAAUAGCAAAGGAUAUUAUAUUUACUGGUCGAAAGAUUAAUGGCAGAGAGGCUAUGUCCAUGGGUCUUGUCAACUACUGUGUACCUGCUGGCGAAGCUUACUUAAAGGCACUUGCAGUUGCUCGGGAUAUCAAUCAAAAGGGUCCUGUAGCUAUAAGGAUGGCUAAAAGAGCUAUUAACGAGGGAGAUGAGACUGAUCUGACAUCAGCUUUGGUUUUGGAAGAAAAUUGCUAUGAUCAGGUGUUGAACACUCAAGAUCGAUUAGAAGGCUUGGCUGCAUUUGCUGAGAAGCGGAAACCAAGGUAUACUGGAUUGAUCCAGUGCCCGGAGGCAACUUACUAGAUGAGGAACUUUCACUACAGUUUUCUGGGAACAGUCUUUCUCAUUCUGAGUACAGUUAAAUUCCCAAAGCUGAGAAGUGUCUCAUAUCGUGCACCUUGAGACACUGUAUUCCUAAUAAAGCAAAAAAUUUCAUAUUCCUUUUUUCAAUGAAUUGGCUUUGAACUUCUUCUCAUUAUUACUGUAAAAAUUCAAAAUUUUCUUUCGGAUGUUUCCAGACAAUAAAUUAAUCUUCUUGGAACUUAUAGUAUACACUUGUAUUG